Messenger RNA from Helicoverpa armigera (cotton bollworm), 1873 nucleotides. Its product is annotated as transmembrane protease serine 9. The record is from RefSeq and is a predicted model, not a curated record. Gene Ontology annotation, biological process: proteolysis. Lineage: Eukaryota; Metazoa; Arthropoda; Insecta; Lepidoptera; Noctuidae. Gene Ontology annotation, molecular function: serine-type endopeptidase activity.
CUCCUAGUUUUGCCUGGAAACACGAUGAAAACCUUCAUUGUAGUGUGUUUGGCUCUGGCUAGCUUCGCCUGUGCGGAGCAGGGAUCUUUCCCUGGGUACUCCACGUUUGGGUACCUGGAGAAGUAUGCUAUUCCUCAUGCGGAGAAGCUUCGCGCGGCUGAGGAAAAAUUCCUCGCUAGCCAGGCUGGCUCCAGGAUCGUAGGUGGAGUUCCCGCUGGCCAGGGACAAUACCCGUACCAGGCUGGUCUCCUCCUCUCCAUCAUCGGUUUCGAAGGCAACGGUAUCUGCGGAGGCUCCCUCAUCAGCGCCAACCGCGUGGCUACAGCCGCCCACUGCUGGUUCGACGGUAUCCACCAAGGAUGGAAGGUCACAGUCGUGCUCGGUUCCACCCUGCUCUUCUCCGGAGGCACCCGUCUUGAGACCAGCGUGGUCGCCAUGCACCCUAACUGGACUCCUGCACUCGUCCGCAAUGAUGUUGCUGUGAUUUACUUGCCCAACUCUGUACAGAUUUCAGCCAAUAUUGCACCAAUUGCUUUGGCUAGUGGAUCUUCUGAAUUCGCCGGUGUCUCCGCUAUUGCCUCUGGUUUUGGAUUGACAAGCUCCAACGGACAAAUCACCGCUAACCAGUUCCUGAGCCACGUCAACCUGAACGUGAUCACCAACAGCGCCUGCAGCGUCGCCUUCCCCUUCAUUGUCCAGCCUUCCAACAUCUGCACCAGUGGUAUCGGUGGUGUUGGUACUUGCAGCGGUGACUCUGGCGGUCCUCUUGUCACCAACCAGAAUGGACAAAAUGUCUUGAUUGGUAUCACUUCCUUCGGCUCGGCUUUCGGCUGCCAAGUCAACUUGCCAUCAGUCUUCGCACGUGUCACAUCAUUCGUCUCCUUCCUCAACCAACAUUUAUUUAAUAUAAAUACAAACCAACUAGCUCGAUUUGUGACUUGGUUAAUUAACAUCAUAAUGAAGGUGAUAAUUGUGCUAGCUUUGGCGACUCUCGCCUACGCGAACGUUUCACCUCCGAUUGAGGGUAACACCGCUUACGGAUACAUCCAGAACUAUGCAAUCCCCUUGGCCGAAGAAAUCCGCAAAGCGGAGGAACAAAUGAGCCCUGAGAGGAUUGUUGGUGGAAACCCAUCCAACGCUGGUCAAUUCCCCUACCAAGCUGGUCUUCUCGCCUCCUACGCUGGUAUCUCUGGCACUGGUGUGUGCGGAGGUUCCCUGGUCAGUGCCAACCGUGUCAUCACCGCUGCCCACUGCUGGUUUGACGGUGUCAACCAGGCUUGGCUCUUCACCGUAGUCCUUGGAUCCACUACUCUCUUCUCUGGUGGUACUAGGAUCGACACCAGCGCUGUUGCUCUUCACCCUAACUGGCAGCCUCUGCUAGUCCGUAACGAUGUUGCCGUCAUCUACUUGCCAAGCAAUGUUCAAUUCUCAAACACCAUCUCCCCAAUUGCUCUGCCUUCGGGAAGCCAACUUAACCAGGACUUCGUCGGAGUUACCGCUGUUGCCUCUGGUUUCGGUUUAACUAGUGACGGUGGCUCCAUUUCAACUGGCCAAGUCCUUAGCCACGUCAACUUGAGCGUCAUCUCCAACAGCGUCUGCUCAUUCGCCUUCCCCUUGAUCUUGCAAUCCUCCAACAUCUGCACCAGCAGCCUUGGUGGAGUCAGCACUUGCAGAGGAGACUCUGGUGGCCCUCUUGCCAUCACCAGUGGUGGACAGCCUGUCCUGAUCGGUAUCAUCUUUCGGCUCUGCUCUGGGCUGCCAGGCUGGUUUCCCUGCUGCCUUCGCCCGUGUCACCUCCUUCGUAGACUUCUUCAACCAGCACAUCAACUAAGUUAUGAAAUAAAAUAGCAAAUAUACUUUAAUUUAUCACCUA